AUGACCCCCACCUCAAGCAAAUAUAUCGAGAAUGAUGAUGAGUACGAAGCAGUGGUGCAAAUGGCCGAGCGGCUUCUUGUGGACUUCACUCAAUCUCCCGGGCCGAAGGGACAGCCUGGCUUAGUUACCCAUGGUCACACAAUGCUUAUACCGGGACCGACUCAAGAUGGAUGGCAAACGAAGCGCACCAUCCAGGUUGUCGAGCCCAGGAAACCGUCAAAUCCUCCGCCUCGAAGCCAUCAAUCUACGUCCUCUCCAAAUGAUUCACUUCUUUCAUUUUCCCAAGCAAAAAAGGCCACUCGUCAAGUUAGCCUGAGAAACGAUGUCACGGUCUCAAAUGCCAACAAAAACCAAGUUGGCCAGCGGACACGGAUUCCAGGUUUUACAGAGCAAACAGCCCUAACAUCGGCCUCGAGUUCGACAACAGGAAAGAAUGUGAGCGAAAGCUCCGCAAUCCUACCACGCGUGAACUUACGUAUCUCCUCUUCGAAGUUUGGAUCGUCUCCUAGUCCUUCGCGGUCUCCGGAACCACAUACAGCAGUAGCGACGGCGCGUCGCUCUGCCCGGCCUCGAAAGGAUCCGGUAACCUACAAUAUUCGCACUCUGUCAGGUCUUGAUAAGAGGGGGCUCAAAAAAGACCCAUUUGGCCUAAGUAAUAGUUCGGGAGAAGAGUCAAGCCUCGAUAUUUCUUGUUCUUCACAUCCGACUUCAGCUUCCACUAUUUCAGAUCUUUUUUCAACACCGAUUCAGAUUCCGAGUGGUCGAUCGCAAACCGCCAAUGAUUUCAGAAAGCUACUACAAGGCCGCGAGAUACAAGGUAAAAAACCUCUCACUCGUAUCCGAGAAACAGUGAGCUCCAAUCUCAAGUUGUGGAAGUCAUGGAAAGGCGCCUCAAAUGACGUUAAUACCGUGGCAUGGUCACCAGAUGGCACGCGCUUUGCCGCGGGCGCUACUGCUCAGUCUGAUGUGUAUAACCGUUCCAAUAAUCUUGUCCUCGGUGAUCUUGUGCGCAGUUCUCUAGCUGAACUGCCAGAUCACUGGACCCCUCGUCCGGCCUCUGUUAUCGGCACGGAUCCCCGCAGUUUCUCAAGCGUUAUCGCUGUGCAAUGGCUUGGUGAACGGUUGUAUUCUGCCAGCUACGAUCAAACGGUGAAAGUCUGGGACGUUACGACUUCGCCCCGAGCUUCCUGCCUUCGAACCCUAAAGCAUGAUUCUAAAGUUGUGGUGAUGGCUCUAUCAAGCUGGAUGCCAAACUUUGUCGCUACGGGCGCUCGGGGUUUUGAAUUGUGGGAUCUUACAGCUGACUCGGCCCCUGUUAGAUUGGAGGUUCGACGAAGUUCCCUUCAAAAGGCAAAUGCCAAUCUGACGCCAACAGUUCUGGCCUGGGGCCAAAGCGUGGGAAUGAGCCGCUUUCUCGUUGGCGGGAUGGCGCAACCGCUACAAGACAAUCUCUUUAUCUCUCAACACGGUCACCUAGGACUAUGGAAGGUAGAGGAGUCCGAGGUCACGACUAGGAAGCUCUCACCGGAUUCACAAAACAUUUUCGACAUUAAAUGGCAUCCCUCUAUGCCAAGAUUUGUGACUGCGAGCACUCCGGGAGUCAGUGCAUCCUCGAAACUUCCACGUGGAUACCGCUCAGUCGUGCGCCUAUACGAGUAUGAAGUGACAGGUGACAGAUUCAACGCAACCACUGAAUUUGCGUGUCCCGCUCUGGACAUUAACGAAGUCACGCUAUGUCCGAUGAGCACAGCCUAUGUCACAGCCAGUUGCACGGAUGGAAGCACAUACGUCUGGGAUAACCGAAACCCAGGUAAAAUCCUCCACAAGCUCCAACACGGGACGUCUUCCACGCCGCUUCACCAUGAUAUCGACCGAGAAAUCACAGAUUUCGGUGUGAAGGUAGCCCUAUGGGGUAGCACAAUGGAUCAAUUGUAUACUGGCGGAUCCGAUUGUUACCUGAAGCAGUGGGACAUUCGACGGUCUCCAAAAGAUGCACUCGUCACUAACACAGCAAAGUUUGGACACGAUAUCGUCAGUGGGGCUUUCUCUGAAGACAAAUCUCAACUUCUCAUCGGCGACUAUGGUGGUGGCAUUCACGUAUUGUCAUGCAGCCCUUGCGCAGACCCUGAUGUCACUAAUUUCGAGUUCAGUCAUGCAUCGCAGCCAGCGCCAUCGUCAGAUGAACCGGAUGGGGUCACACUAGCCAAUGAGCUUCUGACCUCCGGUCAGCUUAGGAUGCAUCGAAGAUAUGGACCGGUUCAGGGGCUCAGCUACGCUGGUCCAUUCUCUCGGUGGGCUCGCGGUCUGCCCCAAGACGCCCCUAAGCCGAAAAUGAUUGCCAAAAUCCCGUUGCUUGAGGAGUGUCGACUUCGACAAUUUGAUGGUCCCAAAGUCAAGCAUCGAGCCGGCCUUGAUGAUAAGGCCAAAACGGAAGUUCGAAACGAAAUUCGGAAAGCCAAGAUUCGAAAUGGUCGCUAUAGCCGCUUCGUGGCGGCUUCUAGUCCGAUUGACCUUAGGAUCAAGCGUGAACGCCGCCUCAGUAUUGAAGGAGAAUACGACGACGAUGACGGCAGUACCGACCGACGACAAAGUAUGUCCAUGUCGCAUGAAAAGAAGAGACAAAAGCUCGAGCCAAGGCCAGGUUCACGAGUCAUUACUAAUACCAAUUUUGUUGACUUGACUCAAGAUUCGGAUGAUGAAAGUUUGGAGGCUUACGACCUUUCACCUCUGGAAAAGUUACUCGAAAACCUUGAGGACGACUUUUGGUAUCCUGAAAAUAAAACCCUGGAUCCAAAUUUUGCCAACGACGUAUAA
Messenger RNA from Penicillium atrosanguineum, 2814 nucleotides. RefSeq names its product WD repeat protein. Gene Ontology annotation, biological process: regulation of actin cytoskeleton organization; TOR signaling. Gene Ontology annotation, molecular function: protein binding. The record is from RefSeq and is a predicted model, not a curated record. NCBI's taxonomy places the organism in Eukaryota, Fungi, Ascomycota, Eurotiomycetes, Eurotiales, Aspergillaceae. The coding region runs from base 1 to 2814 and encodes 937 amino acids. Gene Ontology annotation, cellular component: TORC1 complex; TORC2 complex. The transcript has a single exon.